Molecule: messenger RNA, 1491 nt
Organism: Exophiala oligosperma
Lineage: Eukaryota; Fungi; Ascomycota; Eurotiomycetes; Chaetothyriales; Herpotrichiellaceae
Exons: 1
Coding region: 92-1351 (419 amino acids)
Source: RefSeq, a predicted model, not a curated record
CAGGUCACUUCGCUCUGCCAUUGCCCUCACUUGCGCCAAUUCCAGUGUCACAAAGUACAUGAGUCUCGGGUGAGGCAUCAAUGAAACCAGGAUGAGGCUCACGCCGGCCUUGUCAGUGCGGAAACUGCUGGCUCGCUUUCAACCGCCCUUUCCGCCACAAUCACCUCGCGAAUCAAAGCAUCUUCUCAACGUGCUCGAGUCGGCCUUCCAGAAACACUUGGACGAUGUACAUCCUUCACCUAGAGUUGCUGACUCGAAAGAUGACGGCAGCGAGGGGGACUCGAUCCCUAAUCCGGCACAACGACUUGCUCAUUCCACCCACUCACACCUUGACAGCAUACUAAGUCAUCCUCUAUUAAAGCAGAAAUCCAACUCGCUUCCCCCUCCACACAGUUUAUCGGCCACAGCGGUAGCGACUUUCGAUGCUGCGCUGACAGGAAAGGGGCUUGAUCGUCACAUUGUCCAGUUUUGCACACUACAAUACAUCGAAGGUUUAGAGAAGAAAGAGACGAUUUCUGGAAAUGGGAAACUCGGGCCCAGACUCGCGAGCUGGUUUACCACGAUGAAUAAGGAGGACAAACACGUAUUUUGGACUAACAACAAAAACUUAAAAGCUCUUGUGACAGUCAUGUACGCCGAUGGCCUCGAAGGGGAAGUAUGGAUGUGGCUUCGAGACCUUUAUGAGCGGCAGUACGCCUCAAAGAACGAGGCAUCCUGGAUGCGAACCUAUUCCAUCGCGGAAGACAUGCUCGUUGCGACCAUGAUCUCACAGACCAAAGCCAGAGGCUCUUUAUCCGAGGCUGCUGAGCUGUACGUUCAGGCCUCGAACUACCGCCGAGAGAACAUGCCAAACAUGCGACCGUUGAAACUGGCCGGACGACGACUUUCCAUGGCCAUCCGAUCGCGGCGCAAGAGCCACGGCAUUCCAGCCGGGCUGUUCGACCAAGUACUUGCUACUUUCCAACCUCAGCACCAUUCAGGCAUCGAGCAUAUUUGGCUACGUCUCUACCAUCCGACAUCCCCUUCAGCAACCGAACUAUGUUCCAAACUCCGCAACUCGACGUAUAGUAGCCUCUUGGACUGGCGGAACAAACAAUCCCUCAAUCAUCCAGUUCACAAGAUUUUCCUCGUGAACCUACUCGACGCGGCACAAAUCUGUCUCGACCAGGCUCAUCCAGCCGAUGCUCGGUUUAUUCUCGAUGUCGCCGAAACAGAAUACUCUGAAAUUCUAUCACCUGGGAAAGAGACAGAUACGAAGAAACGACUUGAACAGGCACAGGCAGCUAUGCUCAUACGGCGGUUCGAAUCUCGGAGAACGUUGCAAUCUAAUGUCACGCCAGCUGUGGCAUGAUUAUGCCCACACUGACUGAUACUGACGUGACGUCUAUGCUAUAGUACAGUACAGCACAUUACAUAACGAUACCCAGACGAUAUAACGUUUUUUUAGGAUUUUGGAUAUGCCAAACUCACAAUAGUACUUGGUAUUUUUCA